AUGGAGCCCCUGACCGAAGACCUGCGCAGCAAGGCUUCUGCGGCGGGCGUGAAAGCCUUCAGUAUGGAGGAGGUGGAGAAGGUCGGUGCUGACAAGCCUUUGGAACACUUGGCGCCAUCUCCACAGGACAUCCUGACAUUCUGCUACACCUCGGGUACGACCGGUGACCCAAAGGGUGUGCUCCUGACGCAUCAGAGCCUCUGCGCGGCUUACUCUGGGGCUAUGGGUCGGAAAGCCCUCCAAAACGUUGCGACUGACGUCCACAUGUCCUACCUGCCUCUUCCCCACAUCUUCGAGCGGAUGGUGCAGUUCGGCGUUAUCAUGGCCGGUGCGUGCAUCGGCUUCUACCAGGGAGAUACCUUCAAGAUCGUGGAAGACUUGCAGGCCCUCCGGCCGACCAUCUUUCCUUCCGUGCCGCGGCUGCUCAACCGCGUCCACGACAGGCUGCUUGCUGGCGUUCACGAAGCUGGUGGCUUGAAGAAGGUUCUGUUCGAGAAGGGCUUUGCCGCCAAAAAGGCGAUGCUUCCGCAAGGCAAGAACACCCACCCACUGUGGGACAGGCUGGUCUUCAAGAAGGUCGCCGAAAAGGUGGGCCUUGACCGUGUUCGGGUCAUCGUCACUGGGAGCGCCCCCAUUGCCGACAACGUCUUGGAUUUCAUCAGAGUUGUCUUCUGCUGCUCCGUCUACCUGGCAUGGUCACGCUUCGCUGUGUGCCUUCUAUUCUAG
Molecule: messenger RNA, 726 nt
Organism: Symbiodinium natans
Lineage: Eukaryota; Dinophyceae; Suessiales; Symbiodiniaceae
Source: the annotation of a GenBank genome assembly